Cladophialophora immunda is the source of this 2373-nucleotide messenger RNA. RefSeq lists its product as uncharacterized. The transcript has 2 exons. Lineage: Eukaryota; Fungi; Ascomycota; Eurotiomycetes; Chaetothyriales; Herpotrichiellaceae. The record is from RefSeq and is a predicted model, not a curated record. Bases 1252 to 2373 code for a protein of 373 amino acids.
UGGAAAAGUCGAAGAGAUAACGGUGAAAGAGAUAUGGAAGCAUAUACAACUUGGAUUGAGUACAAUAACGCCGUGAUAUAUGUACCUUUCUGAGCACCAAUACCUGAGUACCGGUACCUCCCUAUAUGGCCACGAUACGGAACCAGUUUGUCCUUUGGACGGCAGCGCCCCUUUGGGAAGUGGAGCUAUGCCAUUUUGGUGAUAUACUAGCCGCCGAGAGCCACCAAAGCCGCCUUGCUAUCAGCGUUGCCCUCGCCGUGGUCCAGUUAUUGAUCACACUGAUGCCCUAUCAGCCUGGCCCAAUGCCCAAAAGGGUUCACCCAUCCUCCAAAGAUUGAAGAUCACGCCCUAGGACGCUGCCUGUCCAGAAAAGGCGAAUCCUUGAUUGUACGGGACCAUAUUUCUGGAAUCUCUUCAUCAUUGAAAGGUGAGCAGCUCAGCACAACUGUUUGCGGCCAUCUCCACCUUCACAAUAACGGCUUUGUCCGAGAACAGAAAUAUGAGCCGCAGAUAAGAACCGCACAUCAAGAUGAAGGAUACCGCUAUCGUCUACGUGAAACCAAACAUGGUUAUACAAUACAACAAAUCCGGUUCCUCGGCGGUUUGACAGAGGCCGGCCUUUAUUUAUGGUUCGACCGCAGCGCGAGAGAGGUGCUUGUUUGACGUGUAAGCGGAGGUAGGUGCAGCUGACAUGCGAUGAACCCGUCCUCGCGUACGUACAACAACUGAACUUUUCUGCAAUUGGACAGGAAGAAGAAAUGUGAUCUGGGAAGACCUUCAUGCAAGAAUUGCGACCGCCUGAACAUUUCAUGCGGAGGAUAUAGGCCACGACUGCUUUGGGAAGAUGACCCAGUACGAGAAGGCAUACGGCGCCGGGGCCCGGUCUCGUGCCUCCCGGCUUACAUAUCCCGGAAUGUCGGUGCACGCGGUGGGCUCGCCCGCGCGCCGGAUAUUGAGGAGGAAUAUCCUGGUAUAGGUGGUUUGCCUCGGCAGGAAGACUUCGUGGACCGCACAACAUCAACGGUUCCGCAACUGAAGCAAUUUCAACGGCCACAUGGCUGGCAGGUUCCUGGUACAAUACCGUAUCUUCCUUGCGCCGCAACCAGGAACUCUUCUCUCGAACGUGUCCUUUGGGACCAUUACAUCAAUUGCUUUGCAAGAACAUAUCCAACGCACUCGGAAACAGACAAUCCGUUCCUGUCAUGCCUCGCUCCUGUUGCCGUCGAAUAUGAACCUGUUCGCUGGAUUCUGAUGGCUAUUGCAGGCCUGCAUGCCAGGUCAAGGAAUCUGCCUUCUUUGGAUCGCGAGGUCUCCCGUCUGCGACUUCGAGCAAUGAGACAUUGCCACCAGAUCUCCAGCCGCACUCCGAGACCUAAUCCCUCAGGGUCAGACUUAGAGAACCACGCGAUCACGAAUGGCAGCUUCUGGUUUCAGAUUACAAAUGUGGAAUCAGAUGAUCUAUGUCUGGUUACCACAGCUGUCUUGAUGGCAGUCUUCGGGAAGCUGUCCGGCGAAGUCUACGCCAAUAUUCGACCCUAUCUGGAAUUUGCGCAAGAGUUUUUGCGUCACGAAGGUGUUGCCGAUCAUAACGAAGAACCUGCUAGAACACCGCUCCAUCUAUUCCUUCACAACCUGGUUUCGUACAAUCAACUUUUGGCACUGGUAGCUGACACAAGAUUGACCUCAAGGUCCUGUGGUAGCUCUGAGUUUGCAUCCACAAAUACGUCGCAGGGGACGAGGCCGAACUUUGCGGCUUUACUCUAUCGGAUCAGCGAUAACGUCCAACACGUUUCAUCCUCUGACAUCGACUGCUGGGAUGGGAACUUGGAUUUUCUCCCAAGUUUCAGUAUGAAAAGAAAAGGUGCGCAGCACGUUCGCGGCUCCGACGUUGGCCUCACGCAAGAAUCGCCACCCCGCGAAGCAGGCAGGGGAAACGGUGCCAAGGGGUACGAAAAAUUGAUUAUAGGAGAGAUAUACCGCAUCUCGAGCCGAAUUCACUUCUUCAAGCAGCUCAGAGAUCGUGAUGGACUAUCCGAUACCACGACAACCCUUGCAUUUCCGCCAUUCAUGGCACACAAACAGAUUAAAAAAUAUUCAAAAUGCGCCAUACACCUUUUCCGCUUGUUGCCUGACGAUUCGCGAUUUAAUACGGCCAUACUCCUGCCUCUUGGAAUAAUUGCUCCCGAACUAAGUUCUGAACCAGAUCAGACGUUUGUCAUUGAAAAGCUGAAAAUGCUCGAAAAGACGCAGUGCUUUGAUGUCUUCCGUAUUUUCAGCCAGGAUCUUCAACACAGAUGGGCUCGUUCCCGCACUACUCAUUCAGCUCCUCUCCCAACCGCUUCUUCCGAAAGCCCCGUGAGGUUACUCGGUUGA